AUGCCCCAGAAUCAGCUUGGCCGUUGCUGGACGGGCCGCACGCUUCCCGCAUCGACUAGCCUCACCACCAGUCUCCACCGUUUCCUCCUCGCCCGCAAACGAUACGGCAGCGGAGUGUCCCUGGCACCCCAGGCCGCCCAAUUCGUCGCGAGCGCGGCUGCUUCUGAGCUCCAUUCUCCGGCAGCCAUCCCGAGCCGUGCCUCCACACGCCCCUCCGCGGACGCAGCGCCUCCAACGCGACGCGCACAAACAAACCCAUCGAUGCCGUCGCCAGAUCCAGUGACGGACUCGUCACACACCACGCCCUUCUCCACACCGCUGCCCUCGCAGGACGACCAAUUGCUCUCGCCGCUGUCCACUGCCGCCGCGACGGGGCUGGAUCCGCUGGUUGAAGAUGCUGCGAAGAAGCUUGCGGCCGUGAUCAACAGCUUCAAGCGCGAGCUCGACGAGCGCGACGGCCUCUCCGCAGCGGCUCUGGGUGCCAUUGAGAUCGUGGUGGAUAGCGACCCUCACCGUAGUUACAAGCUGUCAGUUGUGCACGACGUCGAGGGCGAAGAACACCCCAUCUCCGUCAGAGUAACCCACAAAAAGGACCCUCCGACACCAAAUGGCCAGCCAAUCGCCAAAAGUUCUGCUCUUCUUCCGCCAACCCCUUCCUACAAACCAACACGCCGCAGCUCCGAUGCAGCGCUUGAGCAGGACAUACUCCCGAGGCGCAAGCGCAAGGCAGCUGACGACGACCUUGUCGAUGGCGUGUCCCUCGAGAGCAAGCGGAUACGCAUGGGUGACGAGGACGAAGAUAUCAUGCCAUUGAUUUCCAAGGAAGACCUGGAGGAUCUGCUAGCGAAGCAGAGGGAGGACAUACAGGAGGACACCGCCGACUGCAUAAAUCACGUCCAGCGACUAUUACGAAAGUGGCGGGAGCAGUGGCACGAGAAGAGCAGUUGGGAAUACGACACCUUGACGAAGCUUGAGCAUGGAGGUGGGGCUGGCGAUAAAAGUGCCGUUGAUGGUACUAGAUCAGGGACCAGGCCAUCUGUCUCAGAUGUGUUUGCUGUCCCCACUCCACAAAAGGAUCCAAUUUCCGGAAUUGUGAACAUACCUGAUCUUGUGAGAAAGGAAGCCAAGCAGCUCUCCAACCAGAUACGCUGGGUUGAACAGUGCAGAAGAAUUGCCUCCGAGGCCCACGACGCGCGAGAAGAGACAUGGCGCAUGAGCUCGGCCUCGUUCCACGACAAGAAUCGCCAGAGCCGGGAAAGCUUUGAGCAAAGGAUGCUCAACGAAAGCGCCAUUCAAGGCACUAUGCUGAGCCAGAUUCUGAGCGAAGUCAAAGGCCUAGCUAGCGUCGCAUUCAGUCUGAAGUGGGAGACACCGAGUCAAUAUUCCGCACCAGUACCGUCACAAUCUCGACCAGGACACGGCUCGACGCCGACUCAACGCCCUCCUCAAGCACCACCACAGCAUGCCGGACGUCGUCCAUAGAAUUACUAACUCGAAGAAAUAUUUACGACUGCGAUGUCCCUUAGCCCGCUGAAUGGAUCCUACAUUAUCGAUAGGGCUGUGGCCAACAAGAGGCUAUAAUUCCUGUCUUCGUGAUGAGAGCUACAGUGACUCGAGGCUUUUCGAAUUGCUUGUAGGUAGCUAUAUAUACCCGGUCUCUAGAGUCGAGCUU
Mytilinidion resinicola is the source of this 1672-nucleotide messenger RNA. RefSeq lists its product as uncharacterized. Bases 1 to 1482 code for a protein of 493 amino acids. Lineage: Eukaryota; Fungi; Ascomycota; Dothideomycetes; Mytilinidiales; Mytilinidiaceae. The transcript has 2 exons. The record is from RefSeq and is a predicted model, not a curated record.